AUGACCACAGCGGUAUCUUCCAGCGCCGAGGCUGCUGUUUCGUCGCCGCCUCGGGGAAAGCUCUACGGCACCAUGUCGCGAUCCCAAUCUACCCGAUCUCGUCCAGCCUCUUCGCAGUCCAACAGCGCGCCUGCUCGUGCUGCCUCCCAGCAUCAUCACACAUCGUCUCAUCACUAUGCCUCGGGUAACGGAAAUGGAAACGGAAAUGGCUACGAUCCCGAUACCACGGGUCACCAUCGCCGCAGCUCCAGCCGAGAAGUCCGAUAUGCGCCUCCAUCAAACGCCGCGGACUCUUCGUCACGCCCGCAUCGGCACGGCAGCCAACGCUCUUCGCGACAGGCCUCCUCCCAAGUGCCUCCCCCACCGCAGCCACCAUCGGCUGAAAUGACGCAGCCGUCCGCUGGCGUGUCCAGUGCCCAGAACAACGGCAGCAGCCAUCACGCCCAACCCCAGGGAAAAACUGAGACCAAGCCGUCGGGGAGCUCGCGUCAAAGCAAGCCGCGCACCACAGUUCCCGCACCUUCGGGUAAAUGGAUCCUUGGCAAGGUCAUUGGUGCGGGCAGCAUGGGCAAAGUGCGUUUGGCAACUAAAGAAGACAGCAACGAAGUGGUCGCAUGCAAAAUCAUUCCAAGAGGCUCCACUGAUGAUGGCCAUCUUUCGCGCGCCGAGAAAGAGCGGGCAGACCAGUCCAAGGAAAUCAGAACUGCCAGAGAGGCGGCCAUCGUCACUCUCCUAGACCAUCCCUACAUAUGCGGCCUUCGUGAUGUCGUACGCACCAACCACCACUGGUACAUGCUGUUCGAAUAUGUCAACGGCGGCCAAAUGCUGGACUACAUCAUUGCGCAUGGCAAGUUGAAAGAAAAGCCGGCUCGCAAGUUCAGUCGCCAGAUCGCCAGUGCGCUGGACUACUGCCAUCGCAACAGUAUCGUCCACCGGGACCUCAAGAUCGAAAACAUCUUGAUCAGUAAAACAGGGGACAUUAAAAUCAUCGACUUCGGUUUGAGCAACCUGUUUUCCCCUCGCAGCCACUUAAAAACCUUCUGUGGUAGUCUGUACUUUGCCGCUCCCGAACUCCUGCAAGCCAGAGCCUACACUGGCCCAGAGGUCGACAUCUGGAGUUUUGGCAUCGUCCUGUACGUCCUUGUGUGUGGCAAGGUGCCAUUUGACGACCAGAGCAUCCCUGCUUUGCACUCCAAGAUUAAAAAGGGCUUAGUCGACUACCCUAACUGGCUGUCAGCUGCUCCGCUCGACCAGGCUGUAAUCAAUGACAUGACCGGCUUCAACUUUGGCGCUCCGACCUUGAUCAAGGACCAACUGACCCGCGUUAUCGACUCUGAGGAGUACCAGCGUAAUGUUCGACUACUUCAAAAGGAAAAGGAGCUCCUUCAGACACCCAAAGAUGCAGAGCGAAAGAGAGGCUUCAAUCUCGACUUCUAUAAGCGACGCAAUUCUGCCAACAGCCGAGAUGCCCUGACCACGCCCAGUGCUGAAGGACUGCCUCUUGGGAAUGACCCCCUGAAUGCCUUUAGCCCUCUGAUCUCUAUCUACUAUCUGGCCCGCGAGAAGAGAGAACGGGACCAGCUGGAACUCCAAGCUUCUAUGCCUCCAGCGAAGGAGAAGGUCUCCUCCGUUCCUGAGAUCGCACCGCCUCAGGAAGCACACGUCAACACCAACUCGUACGAAAUGCCAGGCGAGAAGACGACUGGCGGGCGAACACGGCCCCGCUCACGAACCCACGGGGAGGAUGAGAUUCAAGAAGCCAAGGGCAAAGCUGCUGCUGCUGCUGCCGGGACCGGAGUGCUACUAUCGCCGGCAUUGCCACCAGAGCCCCAUCUGGACGUGCCAAAGAAAGAAAGUGCGGCAGCCGGUAUUCUGCGUCGUUUCAGCACUCGACGGCGCCCGAAGGACGUUGAGCGGCUUGACAAAGACCGCUCACACCCCCCCGUUGUCCACGUUCACUCGCCAGCCGAGCAGAGCCAGCAAAGCCAACAGAGCAGCCAACAAAUUCCGACGAUACCUCGCAAGAGCUUCAGCAUCCGGCGCACCCGCCAAGACAAUGACGAAGUGUCUGUGCCCCGGUGGCGGUCUGGCAGCAGCCAACCGCAACACAGUGAUCUUCUCAGCCCACCAUUGUCUGCCAAUGACGUGGAUGGACACAAGAAGGGCCUUGACCGCUCGACCAGCGUUAGUUCAGCAGAGUACAGCCGGCGCCGGCCGAUAGGAGGGUCCGCUAGUAGAAUUGUGAAAGACAUGCCCCAGACCAGUGGGUCCGAUCACUCGGCCGCGAACGAAAGAGGCCAAGGCGAACAGCAGCAAGCCGGCCGUAUCGGCGGCCGCUCUGUGUCUCUACGGGCGAAGCCGCUCGGACAUGCUCGGAGAGAGAGCAUCCAGGCUCGGCGACUUCGCCUGGAAGAAGAGCGCAGUCGGGAAGCGAACGUCCCAGAAGAGGCAGACGCCGAUCUUGGCGAGCAAAGCGGAGUCUCCAAUGAGCGACUCACAGACUUUGACCUCGACAAGCCAGUGUAUCUCAAAGGACUGUUCAGUGUGUCGACCACGUCGACAAAACCUGUGCGCGAGAUUCGCGCAGACAUCAAGAGGGUGCUGAAGCAGCUAGGCGUGGACUACGUCGAAAUUAAGGGCGGCUUCAGUUGUCGCCACUCGCCAAGCAUCGAUCUCAACAAGGUUACUGAUGGGCCUAGCAGUCCACCGGCGAAUUCAGGUCACAGAGGGCGGUUUAGUUUCAGCGCUCUGCGGCCGGGUGAACGGGAACGUGUUGACGUUCGUGACAAUCUGGAGAGAGGCCCGACCACCCCGCGGACUCCCGGAAUGCCGGGCAGAAGUGCAGAGUACUCCAACUCGGAUGUCUCCGAUGAUAGUGAGCCCCGCGCGAUCCGCGGUGACUCGGGCAGGCGGGUCAUGGCCGCAGGCGAGACGACAACUCAUGUGCGCAGCGACAUGGGAGGCAACCUUGUCUUGGAGUUUGAGAUAUUCAUCGUCAAGGUCCCCAUGAUCUCUAUUCAUGGCAUCCAGUUCAAGCGGCUAAGCGGCAACACUUGGCAAUACAAGAGCAUGGCCGACCACAUUCUUCGCGAGCUGAGGCUAUAA
Messenger RNA from Grosmannia clavigera kw1407, 3105 nucleotides. Its product is annotated as serine/threonine-protein kinase. Gene Ontology annotation, cellular component: cytoplasm. Gene Ontology annotation, biological process: protein phosphorylation; microtubule cytoskeleton organization; intracellular signal transduction. The coding region runs from base 1 to 3105 and encodes 1034 amino acids. Gene Ontology annotation, molecular function: ATP binding; tau-protein kinase activity; protein serine/threonine kinase activity. The record is from RefSeq and is a predicted model, not a curated record. The transcript has 3 exons. Lineage: Eukaryota; Fungi; Ascomycota; Sordariomycetes; Ophiostomatales; Ophiostomataceae.